CCCGGGGGCCACAGAGGCCGUGCGCCCAGCUGGCCCGCACCGCGCCAUGGCCUCGCGCGCCCGGCGGCGCCGCCCGCUGACAGUGCUGCUGCAGGCGCUCGGCUUGCUGCUCGUCCCGCUGCAGGUGACCCUCCUGGUGGCUCCUCCAUGCACCCGAGAGAGGCAUUAUGAGCACCUUGGACAGUGUUGCAGCAAAUGCGAACCAGGAAGAUACCUGUCUUCUAAAUGUACGCCUACCUCCGAUAGUGUGUGUCUGCCCUGUGGUCCAGAUGAGUACCUGGACACCUGGAAUGAAGAAGAUAAGUGCUUGCUGCAUAAAGUCUGUGAUGCAGGCAAGGCCCUGGUGGCGGUGGACCCUGGCAAUCACACGGCCCCACGGCGCUGUGCCUGCACAGCUGGCUACCACUGGAGCCCAGACUGCGAGUGCUGCCGCCGUAACAUGGAGUGUGCGCCUGGCUUUGGGGCCGAGCAUCCCUUGCGGCUCAACAUGGACACGGUGUGCACACCCUGCCUCCUGGGCUUCUUCUCAGACGUCUCCUCAUCCACGGACAAAUGCAGACCCUGGACUAACUGUUCCCUCCUUGGAAGACUAGAAGCACAGCCAGGGACGAAUAAAUCAGACGCGGUCUGCAGCUCUUCCCUGACCCUGAGGAAACCACCCAAGGAAGCCCAAAUUUACUUGCCCAGUCUCGUCAUUCUGCUCCUCUUCGUCUCUGUGGUAUUAGUUGCUGCCAUCAUCUUUGGCGUUUACUACAGAAAGGGAUGGAAAGCAUUGACAGCUAAUUUGUGGAACUGGGUCAAUGAUGCUUGCAGCAGCCUAAGUGGAAACCAGGAGUCCUCGGGUGACUGUUGUGUUGGUGCACACUCAGCAACCUCUGGUCAGCAAGAAGCAUGUGAAAGAGUGUUACUAAUGACCCUAGGGGAGAAGAUGUUUCCAGAAGACAUGUGCUAUCUGGAAGGUGGUUCUGGGGUCUGUGAGCCUGUGUGUACAGCAGGUGGGCCCUGUGCAGAGGGUGAAGAUGCCAGGAUGCUCACAUUGGUCAGCGAAGUCGAGAUCCAGGGCGACCUCUCAAGGAAGAUUCCCACAGAGGAUGAGUACGCAGACCGGCUCUCACAGCCCUCUGAUAGUCCGAUGUUCCUGAUCCAGCCUGGGAGCAAAUCCACACCCCCUUUCCAGGAGCCUCUGGAAGUGGGAGAGAAUGACAGUUUAAGCCAGUGUUUCACAGGGACCGAGAGCACGGCUGAGUCUGAAGGCUGCAGCUUCCUUGUGCCCCCAUGCAGAACUGACUGUAUCCCUUUGUCCCCUGAAAAGUACUUGAAAAGAGAAAUAGAGGAUGACAGUUGCCUGCCCUGGGUGGCCAGCUCCAACUCAACAGACGGCUACAAGGGCUCUGGAAAUACUCCUGGGGAGGACCAUGAGCCGCUUCUGAGUUCUCUGAAAUGUGGACCCUUGCCCCAGUGUGCCUACAGCAUGGGCGGCAGCGAAGCAGCAGCCAGUAUGGCAGAGGCAGGAGGACAGCCCCAGGACAGGGCAGAUGCAAAGCUUCCAAGCUCGGAGAGGGGAGCCUUGGGUUCUGGGGGUUCCCCCAGUGACCAGCCACCUGUAUCUGGGAACGUGACGGGAAACAGCAAUUCCACGUUCAUCUCUAGCGGGCAGGUGAUGAACUUCAAGGGCGACAUCAUCGUGGUGUACGUCAGCCAGACCUCGCAGGAGGGCCCGGGCCCUACGGAACCCGAGCCGGAGCCGGAUCCCGUGGGCCGCCCGGUGCAGGAGGAGACGCUGGCGCGCAGAGACUCCUUCGCGGGCACGGCUCCGCGCUUCCCUGACGCGUGUGCCACCGGGGCCGGGCUCCAGGAACAGGGCACGUGCGAGACCAAGGACGGGACAUCGCGGCCAGUGCAGGAGCAGGGCGCGGCGCAGGGCUCACGCCGUACCCUGAGCUCCGGACAAUGUGCAGAAUGACCCCCGAGUUCUCUGCCUGCCCUGGGCGCAGAGCACCAGGGCUUUCACUAAACAGAUGUGUCCUGGCUAUUCACCGCGCACCUCCUCGCUGGGGCAGGCUGCUGGUGUGGUGGCGAAGCCCCUCACUUCCCGUGCCUCUCCCAUAUGGUGUCAUUCAGAUUGGCCUCUUUUUUUUUUUUUUUUUUGGCAACGUUGGUGUCCUGCCUUACUGAGGUCUGUACCCCACCCUAGUAUUUAUAUUUCACUUGCUUUUGUAGUGUGCUUCUUGAUGCUGUCUCUUCUUUCUGUCUCGACUAUUUAAGGGUUUUUGUUUUGUUUUGUAUUUUAUUUUUGACAGUUCUGAAGGUGCUGUCUCCUUUACACUAUUUUGCACUCCGUCCUCCAGUGGUCUGCCAAGGGCUCCUGCCCGUGUCCUCUAAGCACUUUGGGAAUAGGCCAGAUGUGUAAAGCUGGGGACUGAAGUGCAAGAAAUGAGUAGAGGGACUUUUAUUUUCUGGAAAUAUUCUGUGUCUUGGUUUUUUUCUCAAAAGAAGGGAGACCCUGCCCCUCAACAACAACAAGCAAGGUUGUCAGAUUGUAUAGCUAGAUCCUUGAGAACUAAGUUCAGGGUAGGUGGCCUUGUUUUGUACCUGUUUUGUUUUGUUUGUUUCUUGUUUUCUUUUGCCACAGUGACAGGUACUUGGCCACUAAAUCUCAAAAAAAAAAAAAUUCCUAGCCUUUAUGGUUUGGCAUUCUUAAUUUUAAAUGAUUUAAGUGUUGUCUAGAAAAGGUAGAAAAGGUGAAUAGAACAUGGUACCAAAGAAAAAAAAGAAGGUGCCAGGGAAAUUCAAGAAAGAAUGUUGCUGGGCAGCAGUGGCGCGCUUCUUUAAUCCCAGCGCUCGGGAAGCAGAGGGAGGCAGAUCUCUGUGAGUUCGAGGCCAGCCUUGUCUACAAGAGCUAGUUCCAGGAUAGACACCAAAGCUACUGAAAAACCCUGUCUCUGGGAGAAAAAAAGCCCCCCCCCCCAAAAAAAAGAAGAAGAAAAGAAAGAAUGAAUAAAGUCACCAUGCUGGUAUGCAUAGUCUCUUUCUACAGAAGAAUGUCAGAAAUAUAUUCAGGCAGCAGGUCUUUUCUUCCACAGUAUUUGUGCAUGAGUAAUUCGGUUUUAUGGAAGUAAAAAACAGUCCUCUGUGUGUGUGUGUGUGUGUGUGUGUGUGUGUGUCACUCGUGCAUUUAAAUCACAGACCAGGAGAUCUAGAGAGUUGGUUUGCCGUUAAGAAGACUGAGAGCCUGAAUUCAGUACCCAACCCUCCUGGGCAGCCCACAGCUACUGUAACUCCAGCUCCAGGCCUCCACAGGCAACUGCACACAUGUGCAUAUACACACACAAAAUAAAUUCAAAUUUCCAUGACGUGACUGUAAGAAAAUUAAUCAUCCUACAGUGAUUUUCUUUUGGCGUGGCCCUUUUGCAAUGAAGCAGUUAAGACUGAAAUUGGCCACUGGGGUGGGUUUACCACGAGAGCCGGUUCUCAGAUACUGUAGAAGGGCUAAAGCAAGCACUUAAGCAAAUUGCACGCAGCUUUGUAAUCUGAUAGGUUAUGGGCCUGUAAAUAAUGGCCACCGUACAGCUAUGGAUACCCAGCUGAACAGAAGGCCCAUCCAUUGCCGGGGUCUUCCCUCUGACUGCAGUUCCCCUGGGGUCACAGCAGUUGAUUGUGAUUUGAAUGCAGAAGCAGAGAAUGGCUCUGUAACUCAUGGGCUCUUUCUCCGACAUAAAGAGUGCGGGAAAUAAGUGCAGGGCUGGGAUGUGCAGGGAUCAAAGUCUGUUCAUUUCCUUCUGAAGAGAGAUGAGACUCAAUUCAACAAAACCAUCAUACCUUUUAGUGUGGAAUGUAUUAAAUAAACUCCACAAAGUGGGGUGCAGAGCUAAACACCCACAUGCACUGUGACUCUCAGGGUCUCUCUGGACUGACUUCACCUUUGUACUUCCAUUCUUCCCCAUACAAAGCCAAUAAUGAUAACUUAACAUCAUUUUCCUACCCAGAGAUAUCAACAGGAUGCUUCAGUGAAGUUAAAGUACCCUGAACUCCUAAAAUCAAAGUACUAAGGGCAUUAAGAAUCUACUUUGUGGCACGUGGGGGCAGGGAGGGGGGUGUGUGGAUACGGUUCCCCACAGUGAUCCCUGCUAAUGUUGCUAUAUUGGUUCAAAGCCAAUUGAAUGACAGGAAAAACAUGAUGAAGACAGAUAUAUGCAUGUGUGUAGUCAGAUGUUUGUGACAGAUAUAAACAAUAUAAUGAAAAAAUGUUUCAAUGGCAUGGUAAAGAGACUAUUAAACCUUUAUUUGUCCAUAAAAUAUAAUUUUCCAUGUCUUGCUAAAACAAAGCUCAUUACAGAAAUUAUGAUUCAGCCAGGCGCGAUGGUACACUCCUUCAGUCCCAACACUAGGGAGGCAGAAGCAGGCAGAUCUCUGAGUUCAAGGCCAUUGUGGUCUGGUGUUGUUCCUUAGGAUGCUGUCCUAUGUCUUGAGAUAGGGUUUCUCACCGACCUGGAACUAGCUGUUUCAGCCUGGCUGGCCAGUGAGUCAGCAAGCCCCAGAGAGCCGUUCUAUGGCACUGAGUUUACAAGCCCAAGUACUUCCUACAUCUGGCUCUUUGCAGGUGUCUUAAACAGAAAACUCAGGUUAUCUCGUACGUACCAACUGUCUCCCCAGUUUUAAACCAGCUCUUCGUGACAUGCUUGGCAAAGGGGUAAACUUGGGCAAAGGUCUGUUUUCAGUGGAAGAACUGUGAUGUUGAAAUGUUUUUUCUUUGAUGGUCUAAUGGCAUGCGUCCUCCACUCCACUGUCCAUUGACUGAGGCUAUGGGGAACACUGCACACGAGGUGUAUAACUUGCUUUGCAGUUGAGGAUGAAGAACUGCUUUAUAUAGGAAGCUUUGAAUGCUUGGGCCCUGCGUGACCAGAGAAAGAUCCAAAGAGCUGGAGAGCCAGGACCUAAGGAGGACAGAUAGUCAAAGGGGGCUGCAGGAAGGCUGUCUGUGGACUUCCUGAGCCCUAGGGCAGUGAUGACGAGCAGGCCACCUCCCACUUCUAGUGUCUUACCAGAAAAGAGGGGGAACUUGACACUGGGUGGUGGAGUGUCCAGGGGCAGGUCCAGCAAGAGUCUCGCUGGCAUCAGGGAAGCUGAGCUCAGUAAGUUCUGGAAUCCUUGAUAACAGACAUAUAGAAGCCACACCACGUAACUGAUUUUCCAGAUCCCAAAGGUGACAGGGUCACGUGCAUGACCUCAGUGUCUACUGACACCCUCCACCAUGCCUGCCUAUGGCUUUGCUGAGCCAGGCUCUGUCUCUCUCCUUCUGACAGUUAUUUGGGGUCGUUCUUGGUCAACAGUACCCUUCAAUUCCCCUUAGUAAAUUUAACAGUUAGAAAUGCUUCUCAAGGUAAAGGAAAAUGAAAAUUUAAAAAGCUUCAACAAGAUUAUAGCAAGAAGGUAAAAUCACCUAUCCUGUAACUUGUAGCUUCAUUCUGUCCCAAGAGCUGGUGACACAAGCCUUUGUCUAUGUGAGGGAAUACACACCGGCAUUUCCAGUCGGCCUCACUGAAGGCUCAUCUCAUGCAGGUGCCUGGCUUUCUGUCUGUGCUGGGAGAAGACAGCAGUCCAGCAGGUGUGGGGAGAACCCCAGGUGAAGUGCAGCCCCAUCGAACCCAAGUUCUCACAGCACUUUCUCUCGCUGUCCCUCUGAUGCCUGUCUGCUCCUAGACUCAGAAGUCAUGUCGUACUUCAUUCUUUCUUCCUGAGUCAGACCACAUAUCUGGGACGAGCUCUGCCACCCACCACAGACACCUAGCCAUUUCUGAAACUGGGACAGAGGGACACAACUUUCCACAAACAGUUGGCAGGACUAUGCCUCCUAACCCAAGUGCUGUCCCCUGCUGCUGACGUGUACACAGAGGCUAUCUAACUUCAAGUCAUCUUGUUCUGAGAGCCAACAGUUAAAAUGGGCUCUACUGGUCUUUCUGUCAUAGUCAAGACUGGCAAAGAGAGUGAAUACCCACAUGUGGUCGAAGGACUGCGUUGUUUUCAUCUAAGGUGUCUCUCCACGUUCAGGAAGAAUAACAAAGUGGCCAUCAGCUCAGAAGAGGUUAUAGUAGAAAACCAAAUCACUGUGAGAGGGGAUUGGAGUCCAGUAAAAACUUUCAGUGUGGCUUGGGAUUCUGGAUAAAAUGUUUAUGAGUUCCAUCCCCAGAACCCAGGUAGAAUAAAGCCAGGAGUGGGCUCUUGUAGUCAUACUGCUGGUAAAGACUGGCCAAAGCCUGGACCAUUGGUCAGCUAGCGUAGUCUGCCUGGUAAGUUCAGACUUCAAAUGAAAGAUCUGGCCUCAAAAAGGUAGAUAGCCCCUGAAGAAUGGCACCCAAGGCCUCCUCUUAAACACACACACACACACACACACACACGUACACACACACACACACACACACAACCCCACAGACAAAGCUGUCACUGCACUAAAGCUCUUGGUCCCCCAAGAGCAAGGAGGCAGAAUAGGAAGGCUCUGUGAGCACUAAAGUCCCAAGAGGACCCACAUUCUCAUGCUGAGGCUCUUUAGGCCACCUUUUAGUGCAGAGGAGCGACACAGAUUUGUUAUUACUGAUUUUAGUGAUCUAUUUCAAUGGCUAAGAAGUUGUGAAAAUUUAAAUUUGAGGCUUUUAUUUACUAUAUCUGUGGACCAAUAAACAUUGUUAGCAUCAACUCCCCAUAGAGUUUCUUAUAUGAGAAUGAAGCUCAGCCUUUUCGGUUAUAGUUUUCUGAGUUCUGACACAAUGUAGCAGUGUGCUGAGCACCAUCACAAACAAGACACAGGACGGUUGCAGCACCCUGUACCCCUUUUCCCUUGAGUGAGGAGAUCCUUCCCUCAUCGCCACCCCCAUGCCACAGCCCUCUGUUUUCUGUUCCUGCAUUCUUCAUGAUUGGGAGAGUUGGAAGCCCUUAGAGUUGGACUGCUUCCAGAGGAUUGCCCCUGCCAUCUGUGGGUCCAUCCGAGUUGUUGGGCACAUCCUAGCCCACUCCUCUUCACUGAUAAAACAAGCUUUUAUAGAGUUAGACUGUUACAGAGUUUUACUCACUGACAUGUAAAGUUUUUUGUCUAUUGGAGACAAUAACCAAUUAUUGUCUAUCUCUAAAAACUGUUGUGGACAUGGAAUGAUAUUUCAUUUCUCUUGGGUAAGCAUUAGGAGUAAGAUGGUAAAGUCAUUAUAUUCUACUUUAUAAGAAACCUCAUUCUGUUUUCUAAAGUGUCUACAGGAUUUGGCAUUCCCAUCAGCAAUGGUGAUAGGCUGGGUUGCUCCACAUCCUUAGCACUUACAUUGUCAGCCCUUUGGGUGUUUGUUUUUAUAUUAGCCAUUCUAAUUGGCAUGUAGUAUCUGAGCAUGCUCCAACUUACAGGCUGGGAUUUAGCAUAUUUUCAUAUUUGCUCACCCUGCCAUCCCUAAACUGAGUGUGUUCAGAUCUUUCAGCAAUGGUAACUUGUUUUCCUACUGACUUUGUAUGUGCUUGGGAUUUAUCUCCCCAGCACUUCUUGGUGACCUUUGAAGUCCUGUUAUUUACUGAACACAAAAGUACACAGGUUUGUAAAACUUGUCUAAUUUUUAUUGGAAAAAAAUUUCGAUCAUGUUUUCCCCUCUCCCAAUUCCUCUCAAAUCCUACCCAGCCAACUUUAUGUUCUUCAAAAAAAAAAAAAAUCAAAACUAGGGCUGGAGAGAUGACUCAGUGGUUAAGAGCACUGGCUGCUCUUCCAGAGGUCCUGAGUUCAGUUCCCAGCACUCACAUAGUGGCUCACAACCAUCUAGAAUCGGAUUUGGUGCCCUCUUCUGGAAUAAAGGCAUGCAUGCAAAUAGAGUACUCGUAUACAUAAAAGAAAUUGAUAAACCUUAAAGAAAAAGAAUAAAAAUCCUUCCUGGACCAAAAUAUUCUUUUAGGGCUGGAGGGAUGGCUCAGAAGUUAAGAGCUGUGCUCUUUCAAAGGUCCAGGCGUCAGUUCUUAGAACCCACAGGGCAGCUCACAACUGCCUGUAACUCCAGUUCCAGGGGACCCAAAACUGAUGUCAAAACACAAAUGCACAUAAAAUAAAAAUAAAUUAAUUAAUUUUAAAAAUAAAAAGCACACAAGCACAAGACCAAUAAGACAAAAAAAGAGAGUCCAAACAAAGCAAAUUGAAACAAAAAUUUCCCCCCAAAAAAUAGCACUGAGUUUGUUUUGUGUUGGGGAAUUGCUCUGGGUGUGGGCCUGCCAUAGAGUGUGGUUGACUUAUCCAGUGAGACUCCAUUGGCAAAAAGUGAUUUUCCCUUUGCCAAUGGGUAUCGAUUUCAAAUAUCUUCCUGGUUGGGGUGGACCCCCAUGUCCAUUUCCCCCUCUCACUGCUGGGACCCCAGUGUGGCUUCAACCUGUGCAGGCCACAGCCACUGUGACUACAUAUGUGUGCCCUGAGCAGACCACACACUGUGACUACAUACAUGAAACCUGUGCAGGCCACAACCACUGUGACUACAUACAUGUGUCCUGUGCAGGCCACAGCCACUGUGACUGCAUGCAUGUGUCCUGUGCAGGCCACAGCCACUGUGACUCCAUGCAUGUGUCUUGUGCGGGCCACAGCCACUGUGACUGCAUACGUGUGUCCUGUGCGGGCCACAGCCACUGUGACUGCAUACGUGUGUCAGUCCUGUAGUACCUGGAAGACACAGCUUGCUCAGACUCAUGCAUCCACUUUGGCUAUUACACUCUUUCUACAUAUUUUUCCACGUACUUUCCUGAGCCCCGAUGGGAAGAAUUGAGGAAAAUGUCACGUUCAGGACAAAGCACUCCACAGCCUGCCAAUCUGUGCACACCGCCCAGUUGUGAGUCCCUGUCAUGAGUCCCCCUACUGCUGAAAGGAACUCCUCUGGUUGCGGGAUCUGUGGGUAUAGUGAAGGGCAUCAGGAGUCAUUUCAUAACUAUGCUCCUUUAGCAAAUAUUAGUCCAAAGUUUUUCCCUAGGCAGGUGACAUAUCCAGUCUCAGGUUCUUGGUUGCUUUAACAGUGUUGUUUUAGCAGUGUUGGUCAUUCCCAUCAAAUCUGUGCCAUGUACACCUAGAUGUCUUGCAGGCUGGUCACUGCUGUGGCUCACAGGGCCAGUAACUGGGUGAGGUUGAUGACUGGGUUUCUUCUCCAGUAGCCUGCAGAGUGCUUUCCAAUACCCUGAGUGCUGGUCAUGGAAUGAAGCUUCUGCUUAGGUGCCAGCUCUGGGUUUAAAGAGACAUUAGUGUUGUCGUCAUCACUAGGAUGCAGAGAGCAAUCGAUGGCCUUGGCAAUAGCCUGUGAUCUUUUUAUUUUAUAUGUUACUUGGUCUUUAUCCUUUGUAACUUUUAAUAUCUUUUCUAUGUUCUAUAAAUUAGUGUCUUGAUUAUUAUGUGGUACUAUCUAAUUGGUGUUCUGUAUGUUUCUUAUAUCUUGACAGACACCUCCUUCUUUUGAGUGGGAAAUUUUCCUUUUAUCAUUUUACUAAAAAUAUAUCCUAUGUCUUGGACCUGUGUUUCUUCUCCUUCUCUAUCCCUAUUAUUCAUAGGUUUGGUAUUUUCAUAGUGUCUCAGUUUUCUGGAUGUUUUUGCUUGAUUUUUUUUUAUUUAAGAUUUACCACUUUCUUUGACUUUGCUGUCCAUUCCUUCUGCCUUGUCAGCACCUGAAAUUCUCUUUUCCUUGUCUUGUACUCUGUUGGCAAGACUUACCUCUGAGGUUUUUGUUUGACAUCGUAAGUUUUUCAUUUCCAGUUUUACUUUAGUUUUGGUUUUCUUUAGUGAUUCUGUAUCUACUUUCAGGCCCUAAAAUGUUUUCAUUAUUUCAUUCCACUGUUUGUUCAUGUUUUCAUAAUCUUUAUUGAGGGACUUAUUCAUAACUCAUUAAGGUCUUUGAACAUACUCAUAAUAUUUUGAAGUCCUUAUCUUGUGCUUAAGCUAAAUUGCAGAGACUGGGGUCUUAUGAUGGGGUUGCUGGCUUCUGAAGGAGGCAUGUUGCCUUGCCUGUUUGCUUUUGUGCUUUUGUGCUGCGAUCUCAGCAUCUAGAAUUACAACAUUUUACGUGUUUCUUGGUGUAGACAUCAGAUCUUGCCUUUGUUGGGUGGGGAUUCUGUUCCUUUUUUUUUUUUUUUUUUUUUUUUUUUACUCUGGAUCCAGUGUUAGUGUGGUGGCUACAGGGUUCCUGGUAGAGAAUGCUCCAAGGUCCAGGGGUCAGUGGGGGUCACAGAGGGAUGGAGACAGGCUAGAAGCAAAGGCUGAAAGGGCAACAGGAAAGAGUUAGGUCUGCACCUACAGACAGAGUUGCCAGGGAAUCAAAAGGUGUCCAUUUUGAAGGCAAAGAAGCCAGGUGAAAAGAAAAUUCAAAGGUUUCAGCAUAUUUUGUAAACAUCCACUAUUAGGAAAAACUAAAACUUUACAACUUUUCAUUCUUUAGAAAUGUAUGCUCCGCAUGGGAUGUACUCACUCAUAUUUGGUUUCUAGCCAGAAAUAAAGGACAUUGAGCCUAUAAUUCGGGUUCUUAGAGAAGCUAAAUAAGAAGGAGAACCCAAAGAAAAUCAUAUAGGCAUCCUCCUGAAUUUUAACCUUCAUCAGGCGAUGAAAGGAGACAGAGACAGAGACCCACAUUGGAGCACUGGACUGAAAUCUCAAGGUCCAAAUCAGGAGCAGAAGGAGAGCGAGCACGAGCAAGGAACUCAGGACCGCGAGGGGGGCACCCCCACACUGAGACAAUGGGAUGUUCUAUCGGGAACUCACCAAGGCCAGCUGGCCUGGGUCUGAAAAAGCCUGGGUUAAAACAGGUCUCACUGAACAUAGCAGACAAUGAGGACUACUGAGACCUCAAGAACAAUGGCAAUGGGUUUUUGAUCCUACUGCAUGUAUUGGCUUUGUGGGAGCCUAGGCAGUUUGGAUGCUCGCCUUACGAGACCUGGAUGGAGGAGGGUGGUCCUUGGACUUCCCACAGGGCAGAGAACCCUGAUUGCUCU
Messenger RNA from Alexandromys fortis (reed vole), 10968 nucleotides. RefSeq names its product TNF receptor superfamily member 11a (gene Tnfrsf11a). Gene Ontology annotation, molecular function: tumor necrosis factor receptor activity; cytokine binding. Gene Ontology annotation, cellular component: external side of plasma membrane. Gene Ontology annotation, biological process: mammary gland alveolus development; positive regulation of bone resorption; multinuclear osteoclast differentiation. The record is from RefSeq and is a predicted model, not a curated record. Bases 47 to 1963 code for a protein of 638 amino acids. Lineage: Eukaryota; Metazoa; Chordata; Mammalia; Rodentia; Cricetidae. The transcript has 10 exons.